AAAUAUUGAUGAAAGUUUUGACAUUUUACUUUUUACGGAAAUAUUUACAUACGUGCUGCAAUAUUGAAGAAGUUAAUCAAUUUUAUUGAAAGAUACUUAAAUUUAUGUGUUUAUUGUCAAUAAUAUUGUAUACUUGUGAUUUGCUAUUAUCAAAGAACUGAAGAUGAGCACCAGAGAUAAAGAUAUAACAGCGGAAUUUAUUAAAUGCUAUCGAGAACACACAAGUUUGUGGAACAAUAAGAAAACCCUAAACAAACAGUUGAGACAGCAAGCAUAUGCAAAAUUAACUAAAAUCCUGAAAAAAUGCGAUCCAAAUGCCAAUAAGGAUACAGUGACCAAGAAGAUAAAUUGCCUCAGGACAAAUUUUAAGUCGGAAUACAAGAAAAUGCAACAGCAAUUGGCUACUGAGGGGCCAGAGGUUGCUUUUGCAUCAAGGAGUCCCCAUUUUCAGAGUCUCCUUUUUUUGGCUGAAUCUGAUAGCUUGUAUAAAAAAGGAAACAAAUCGAAAGACGAUGUUCAAGUUCAACCUAUCCAAAUAGUAAGCAUGAGCCCGAUCCGAGAUACAUCAUCAUCAACCUUUGAUGAAGGAGGCGGCAAUAGAUAUUCUGAUGGUGAAUGUCCUGAAAAGGGUCAUGUACUUUACGAAGGUUUUGUACAAAAUACUAACAUUGCAGAGAUCUUCGAUGGAAUGAGGGAGGAAGAGGUGGAUAUGAGUGGACAGACAGCUAAAGGGAGAGGAUCAAAUGAUGAUAGCGAUUCCAUUUUCGAUUAUGAUCGUUUUCAAUUUGACGAUGACGAAUAUGAUGCAUUUGGGAAAUAUGUUGCAGCCCAAAUGAAGAGUAUGGACGAGAGACAGAGGAUUUAUCUAAAACGGGUCAUCAAUAAGGCAAUAUUUAGCGGAGAAAUGAAAAGGCUCAGUGAAAAGACGAAAUUGGUGGGUUAAGGAUAAAACAAAAUAUACUUCCGAUGAAUUUUGUAUUUUUCAGUUCAAUAAAUUCAUUUCAAAAGGUAAAAA
This is a messenger RNA of Phlebotomus papatasi, 1015 nucleotides long. RefSeq lists its product as uncharacterized. NCBI's taxonomy places the organism in Eukaryota, Metazoa, Arthropoda, Insecta, Diptera, Psychodidae. The transcript is spliced from 2 exons. The coding region runs from base 164 to 943 and encodes 259 amino acids. The record is from RefSeq and is a predicted model, not a curated record.